Molecule: messenger RNA, 642 nt
Organism: Puccinia graminis f. sp. tritici CRL 75-36-700-3
Lineage: Eukaryota; Fungi; Basidiomycota; Pucciniomycetes; Pucciniales; Pucciniaceae
Exons: 4
Coding region: 1-642 (213 amino acids)
Source: RefSeq, a predicted model, not a curated record
AUGCAAUUCCUAAGCGCACUCGCUUCCAUCACCCUACUGGUGUCCUUUCCUCUUACCCUACAUGCACAAAACGUUCCUAAUGAUUAUAUCAUUAAAGAAUAUACGGACCCUUCUAAACCCUAUCUGCAGGUCCUCGAUGCGAAAGGGAAAGUUGCUUACACUUUCGAGAAAGCGUACAAUUUCCCAUCCCAAUUUAAGAACACGGUCACUAUCGCGGACCCAUCUCUCAAACCGAUAUUUUCUAUGGUCUCGAGUGACGACCAAUGCAGAUUAAAGACACACUAUGCUCAGCUCGGAGGUCCCGCUGCUAAAGACAACUUGCCGAAGCGAGAAUAUAAGUAUGACAAUUCACGUGCAAUUGGCAAAAUUCUCUGGCGCUUCAGCUUCUAUUCCGAUGGCGCAGGUGCCCGGGAAUACUACAAGUUUGAACGAAAUCGUACAAACAAAGGAGGUCGAAUUUAUAAGGUGGCCGCGGGUCAGCCUUCCCAACUGGUAGGCCUGCUCAGAUUUCAAGUUCGGCGCGAUAACUGGGUGGGUCCUGACACUGUCAAUGGGAUCAAGACUUUUACUCUUUCAUGCAUCGAUGGUGCUCCACUGCCCGAAUUGGUCACCUUGCUGGGUAUGGUCUUUUAUCGAUGCUGA